AUGUCGGCACUCUACCGCUGGCUGGGCCCUCUAUAUGACGCUCUCUUCUGCCCGUCCCUUCCCUUCUCCCUUCGCUGGCGAUUAUUGGCAUUCCAGCCCAUUGUACUCCUCACAAACACCAUUCAGUGUCUCUCAACUCUCGUCCGAGAUAAUGCCACGGUCAUUUGGAUUCCACUCCGUACGCCGGGCCAUUCCAUCCGUGCGAUCGUCUAUCCCCCGCCAGAGAUGCCGACACUAACGGUCAAGCGACUGCACCUCAAUAUCCAUGGUGGCGGGUUUCUCGGCGGCCUCCCGGAAGGAAACGCACUGUUUUGUCGGAAGUUAGCCGCCGAAACUGGAGCGGUUGUCAUCUCGACCUCCUAUCGCUACGCGCCCCGUUAUACGUUUCCAACUGCGCAUGAGGACGUACAAGAUGUGGCUGAUUGGAUGAUUCAGAACACAGGGAGCCUCUGGGGCGCAGAUCCAAGGCUCCUCACGGUCAGCGGGUUUUCAGCUGGUGGCAAUCUUGCGCUGGGCGUUGCACAGCGGUUGCAUGGGUCCGAAUUCAGUGUUAAGGCGUCAGUGACGUUUUAUACCCCAGUUGAUCUACGGUUGCCUCCGUGGAAGAAGCCGAAACCGCCUGGAUUCCCAGUGAAGGACCCGCUACGGUUUCUGCUACCUUUAAUGGAUGCGUACGCAGGCCCGGAGCGUCAGAAGAACCGGGAGAAUGCAUUGCUGCACCCCAUCCUAGCUAAUAUCGAGUCUCUGCCGCGGAAAAUGCUAUUCGUGGUUCCUAAGGUCGAUAUUCUUCUACAUGAACAGACGCUAUUUGUGCAGAGACUGGAAGAGGAAGCUACAGUGAUAAACCGUCGGAUUUCACAGAAUGCAGUGGAUCUUACAAAACGGCCAUUAGAAGGCGUCGUGGGAGACCCUCAAUUCGACGUAGCUGAUCCCUACCAAGUUGAGAGCAUGUUCUUCGACGGCCAGAUUCAUGGAUGGUUAGAAGUCCCGUCGAUAUUUAUCGACGUAAAAACCAGAGAUCGAGUCUUCGACGACGUCGUCCACUUCCUCAACAAUGUCUUCGACCCUCAUGAUCGGAAAUAAAUAUCGGUCGAGACGUAUUACUGCGAUAUAUUUGAACGUAGGAUGCAAGGGGUCGUUUAGAUGUCAGAAUGUACCCUUUGAAUACGCUUCGCAACCCCCUUGUUCGUAGUAUAUAAUUUCUAUAUUCUGGAUCAAACUUGUUUCGUAAGCUCUCUUCCUCAAG
Molecule: messenger RNA, 1246 nt
Organism: Penicillium canescens
Lineage: Eukaryota; Fungi; Ascomycota; Eurotiomycetes; Eurotiales; Aspergillaceae
Product: putative lipase/esterase family protein
Exons: 3
Coding region: 1-1083 (360 amino acids)
Molecular function (GO): hydrolase activity
Source: RefSeq, a predicted model, not a curated record